Cebus imitator (Panamanian white-faced capuchin) is the source of this 5785-nucleotide messenger RNA. RefSeq names its product period circadian regulator 1 (gene PER1). The transcript has 23 exons. Gene Ontology annotation, cellular component: nucleus; cytoplasm. Gene Ontology annotation, biological process: entrainment of circadian clock by photoperiod; circadian regulation of gene expression; negative regulation of transcription by RNA polymerase II. Gene Ontology annotation, molecular function: transcription cis-regulatory region binding; transcription corepressor binding. NCBI's taxonomy places the organism in Eukaryota, Metazoa, Chordata, Mammalia, Primates, Cebidae. The record is from RefSeq and is a predicted model, not a curated record. The coding region runs from base 1323 to 5192 and encodes 1289 amino acids.
AGCCAGUCACAUUAUGGCUCCGGGUGUCUUUCUCAUGUUAAACGGAAGGGUUUAGGCCUCAAAGUCAUCCUUAAGAAUAGACGUGGGGUAGCAACUGUUGAGUCCUGAGAGGAACGAUAGGGUUGGGGUUUGUGCAUAUUGGCUGUGCAAGUUUUUCUGAGUCCCUGGAGGUGGGGAUGCACCAACUGAGUGCUCUGGUAUCUGUCUGUACAAACGACCAGGCCAGGCGUGUGGUAAAGUGGCCUGAGGUAAGGUGGAAAAGAGAGGAAGUGGGCUUCAUAGGAAAUCAUGGGGACUGACGGCUGCUAGGGUGAUCUGAAGCACUUUGUGAGCCUGGGAAAACGGGCUCUGAUGUUAAGUGUGUGGGGAGUGCAAACAGUGUCUUGAGAUCAGGCCCAAGGCAGAGAAAGGGGUUGGAUGGAGUCUGUGUUCCCGGCACCCAGCCUAGAAUUGGAUGGAUAUUUGAGAGGCCAGGUUUGCCAGUGCUGGAAUGCAGCUUACAGGUUGGUUAACACCUCACACGUUCCUGAAGGGUAAGAUACCAGAAUGCCAAGCCAUUAUUAGAGUUCAGACUGCAACGCUGGGCUUCAUUUGUUAAGAGCUUGAGACCAUGUUAUGAGGCACUGGACAAAUUUAGCUACUUCUGUGCCUUAGUUAUCCCCCGUGGAAUGGGGAUAAUAAUACCUAUCUCACAGGGUUGUUGUGGGGAUGAAAUAAUGGAAAGUGCUUAGCAUAACGCCUGGGUCAUGGUGAGAGUUAUGUGAAUGCUGUGGCUGGGAACUAUUCUCACAUUCUCAAGUUGUUCUGCAAGUUUUGAUGGAGCCCCAUUUCUCUUCCUAGUUCUUCUCGUCUUCAGACAGCAGUCCAAAUUCCCUCAUUCCUCCCUUCUGGCCCUCUCCCAGGAUCCAGGCCUCAGGCCCCAGGCUGGGCCACUUGCUCUGUUCCAGUUUGAUUUUCUCAUCCUAGGCUCAUUCUCCUCCCUUUCCCUCCUCCCUCUCUCCCGGCUGCCAUAAUAACAAGAGAUUCAGACUCUGAAGGGGGCCUCUGGAAGGGAGCAAAGGUGCGUGUUUUCUCCCAGAGUCUGGGUCUCCAACUUCUCCGCCCUGGAUCUUUGGUACCAUGCCAGCAGAUGUGUACAGUUUGGGAGAGAGGAAAAGCCAGAGCUGCAGGAACAAGCUGAAGGGUGCUGGCUGUGAUCGAACUUCUCAAUCCUCAGAGACUUAGAUCUUCCACCUCGCUCCCGCAGCCAGGCCUCCAGGCCCCCUCCUGCAUCCGUGGUGGCCUCUCCGCCUUCCCUGUUCUAUUCUCCCCAUGGCCUAGACAUGAGUGGCCCCCUGGAAGGGGCAGAUGGGGGAGGGGACCCCAGGCCUGGAGAAUCCUUUUGUCCUGGAGGAGUCCCAUCCCCUGGGCCUCCACAGCACCGCCCUUGCCCAGGCCCCAGCCUGGCCGAUGACACCGAUGCCAACAGCAAUGGUUCAAGCGGCAAUGAGUCCAAUGGGCAUGAGUCCAGGGGUGCGUCUCAACGGAGCUCACACAGCUCCUCCUCAGGCAACGGCAAGGACUCAGCCCUGCUGGAGACCACUGAAAGCAGCAAGAGCACAAACUCUCAGAGCCCAUCCCCACCCAGCAGUUCCAUCGCCUAUAGCCUCCUCAGUGCCAGCUCAGAGCAGGACAACCCAUCCACCAGUGGCUGCAGCAGUGAACAGUCAGCCCGGGCGAGGACCCAGAAAGAACUCAUGACAGCACUUCGAGAGCUCAAGCUUCGACUCCCGCCAGAGCGCCGGGGCAAGGGCCGCUCUGGGACCCUGGCCACGCUGCAGUACGCGCUGGCCUGUGUGAAGCAGGUGCAGGCCAACCAGGAAUACUACCAGCAGUGGAGCCUGGAGGAGGGCGAGCCUUGCUCCAUGGACAUGUCCACCUACACGCUGGAGGAGCUGGAGCACAUCACAUCUGAGUACACACUUCGUAACCAGGAUACCUUCUCAGUGGCUGUCUCCUUCCUGACGGGCCGAAUUGUGUACAUUUCGGAGCAGGCAGCCAUCCUGCUGCGUUGCAAGCGAGACGUGUUCCUGGGUACCCGCUUCGCUGAACUCCUGGCUCCCCAGGAUGUGGGAGUUUUUUAUGGUUCCACUGCUCCAUCUCGCCUGCCAACCUGGGGCACUGGGGCCUCUGCAGGUUCAGGCCUCAGGGACUUCACCCAGGAGAAGUCUGUUUUCUGCCGUAUUAGGGGAGGUCCUGACCGGGACCCAGGGCCUCGGUACCAGCCAUUCCGCCUUACCCCAUAUGUGACCAAGAUCCGGGUCUCAGAUGGGGUGCCUGCACAGCCGUGCUGCCUGCUCAUUGCAGAACGCAUCCACUCGGGUUAUGAAGCUCCCCGGAUACCUCCUGACAAGAGGAUUUUCACUACGAGGCACACACCCAGUUGCCUCUUCCAGGAUGUGGAUGAAAGGGCUGCCCCACUGCUGGGCUACCUGCCCCAGGACCUCCUGGGGGCCCCCGUGCUCCUGUUCCUGCAUCCUGAGGACCGACCCCUCAUGCUGGCUAUCCACAAGAAGAUCCUGCAGUUGGCGGGCCAGCCCUUUGACCACUCCCCUAUCCGCUUCUGUGCCCGCAACGGGGAGUAUGUCACCAUGGACACUAGCUGGGCUGGUUUUGUGCACCCCUGGAGCCGCAAGGUAGCCUUCGUGUUGGGCCGCCACAAAGUCCGCACGGCUCCCCUCAAUGAGGACGUGUUUACUCCCCCGGCCCCCAGCCCAGUUCCGCCCCUGGACACUGAUAUCCAGGAGCUGUCAGAGCAGAUCCACCGGCUGCUGCUGCAGCCCGUGCACAGCCCCAGCCCCACAGGACUCUCUGGAGUUGGCCCCGUGACAUCCCCAGGCCCUCUCCACAGCCCUGGCUCUUCCAGUGAUAGCAACGGGGGUGAUGCAGAGGGACCUGGGCCUCCUGCACCAGUGACUUUCCAGCAGAUAUGUAAGGAUGUGCAUCUGGUGAAGCACCAGGGGCAGCAGCUUUUUAUUGAGUCUCGGGCUUGGCCUCAGCCCCGGACCCGCCUCCCUGCUACAGGCACGUUCAAGGCCAAGGCCCUUCCCUGCCAAUCCCCAGACCCAGAGCUAGAGACAGGUCCUGCUCCCAUCCAGGCCCCACUAGCCUUGGCCCCUGAGGAGGCCGAGAGGAAAGAGACCUCGAGCUCCUCCUACCAGCAGAUCAACUGCCUGGACAGCAUCCUCAGGUACUUGGAGAGCUGCAACAUCCCCAGCACCACCAAGCGUAAAUGUGCCUCCUCCUCCUCCUACACCACCUCCUCAGCCUCUGAUGACGACAAGCAGAGGACAGGCCCAGUCCCUGCGGGGACCAAGAAAGAUCCGCCGUCAGCAGUGCUGUCUGGGGAGGGGGCCACCCCACGGAAGGAGCCAGUGGUGGGAGGCACCCUGAGCCCGCUCACCCUGGCCAAUAAGGCGGAGAGCGUGGUGUCCGUCACAAGUCAGUGUAGCUUCAGCUCUACCAUCGUCCAUGUGGGAGACAAGAAGCUCCCGGAGUCGGACAUCAUCAUGAUGGAGGACCUGCCUGGCCUAGCCCCAGGCCCAGCCCCCAGCCCAGCCCCCAGCCCCACAGUAGCCCCUGACCCAGCCCCAGAUGCCUACCGUCCAGUGGGGCUGACCAAGGCCGUGCUGUCCCUGCACACACAGAAGGAAGAGCAAGCCUUCCUCAGCCGCUUCCGAGACCUGGGCAGGCUGCGUGGACUCGACAGCUCUUCCACAGCCCCCUCCGGCCCUGGCUGCCACCACAGCUCUACACCCCACAGCCGCCGACACCACUGCCGAUCCAAAGCCAAGCGCUCACGCCACCACCAGAACCCCCGGGCUGAAACCCCCUGCUAUGUCUCACACCCCUCACCUGUGCCACCCUCCACCCCCUGGCCCCCCCCACCAGCCACUACCCCCUUCCCAGCGGUUGUCCAGCCGUACCCUCUCCCAGUGUUCUCCCCGAGAGGAGGCCCCCAGCCUCUUCCCCCCACUCCCACAUCUGUGCCCCAGGCUGCUUUCCCUGCCCCUCUGGUGACCCCAAUGGUGGCCUUGGUUCUUCCAAACUAUUUGUUCCCAACCCCAUCCAGCUAUCCUUAUGGGGCUCCCCAGACCCCUGCUGAAGGGCCCUCUACUCCUGCCUCGCACUCCCCUUCUCCAUCCUUUCCCGCCCUCCCCCCCAGCCCUCCCCACCGCCCAGACUCUCCACUGUUCAACUCAAGAUGCAGCUCUCCACUCCAGCUCAAUCUGCUGCAGCUUGAGGAGCCCCCCCGUGCUGAGGGGGCUGCUGUUGCAGGGGGCCCUGGGAGCAGUGCCGGGCCCCUACCUCCCAGUGAGAAGGCUGCUGAGCCAGAGGCCAGACUGGUGGAAGUCACAGAGUCCUCCAAUCAGGAUGCGCUUUCUGGCUCCAGUGACCUGCUGGAGCUGCUGCUGCAAGAGGACUCACGCUCUGGCACAGGCUCCGCAGCCUCGGGCUCCUUGGGCUCCGGCUUGGGCUCUGGGUCUGGUUCAGGCUCCCACGAGGGGUGCAGCACCUCAGCCAGCAUCACUCGCAGCAGCCAGAGCAGCCACACAAGCAAAUACUUUGGCAGCAUCGACUCUUCUGAGGCGGAGGCCGGGGCUGCUCGGGCAGAGGCUGAGCCCGGGGACCAGGUGAUUAAGUACGUGCUCCAGGAUCCCAUUUGGCUGCUCAUGGCCAAUGCUGAUCAGCGCGUCAUGAUGACCUACCAGGUGCCCUCCAGGGAUAUGACCUCUGUACUGAAGCAGGAUCGGGAGCGGCUCCGAGCCAUGCAGAAGCAGCAGCCUCGGUUUUCAGAGGACCAGCGGCGGGAACUGGGCGCUGUGCACUCCUGGGUCCGGAAGGGCCAGCUGCCUCGGGCUCUUGAUGUGAUGGCCUGUGUGGACUGUGGGAGCAGCACCCAAGACCCUGGUCACCCUGAUGACCCACUCUUCUCCGAGCUGGAUGGACUGGGGCUGGAGCCCAUGGAGGAGGGUGGAGGCGAGCAAGGCAGCAGCGGUGGCGGCAGUGGUGAGGGUGAGGGCUGCGAGGAGGCCCGGGCCCAAGUUGGGGCCAAGGCCUCUAGCUCUCAGGACUUGGCCAUGGAGGAGGAGGAGGAAGGCAGGAGCUCAGCCAGUCCAGCCUUACCUACAGCAGGAAACGGCGCCAGCUAGACUCCCAUUUUGGGACCAUCUCCAGGAGCCCAUGAGCAGCUUCCUUCUGUGUCCCAAUUCUCAGAACUCAGAUGUGGCUGGACCAACCAGUGGGAAACUGCCCCAGCUUCUCCCACCAUAGGGGGCUGGACCCCCAUCAUCAGCCCAGGAUCCAGGGGCUGCCUCUGGCCUCUUAGGGAGCAGAGAGUAGAACUCUGCAGCCCAACCCAGAGGAGGGUCACCUUCCACCUUUGGAGGGGAGCCCUUCCCUCUCCUGGACAGAGUUGCUGACAAGCUGCUGAAGUGGCUUCUCCAUAUCCCAGCUGAGCCUGAGUCCGAUUCCUGAGGAUUGGGGCUGCACUUAUUUAUUGGGGGAGACAGCUCUCUCCCACCUCCUCCCCAGAUGGGAGGAGAGCCUGAGGCCCAAGCAGGACCCAGGGGUUCCAGCCCCUAGCUGCUCUGGGGUGGGGGAGGUUGGUGGACCAUGGAGUCCCUGGUGCUGCCCCUCAGGUGGGACCCAGGUGUUCUCAGCUGUACCCUCUGCCGAUGGCAUUUGUGUUUUUGAUAUUUGUGUCUGUUAUUACUUUUUUAAUACAAAAAGAUAAAAAAGCCCA